UGCCGGAUUCGCCAGCUCUCUUCGCGACCCAGACUUCAUCACAAAACAGGACGCAGCAUCAGAUCCCCCUCGAACCCGAGACAGUACAGAACUGGGCCGACAUCUUUGCGCUAAAUACCAUCGCCCCAUUCUUCAUCGUCCGCACUUUCCAAUCCCUUCUCGUCAAAGGAGCGCAUUCUCGCCCCCAAGGCACCUCAAGUGUUAUCAACAUUAGCAGUAUUUCAGCGAAAAUCAAUACUCCGGGGCCUGCAACCUGUGUAUGUGCCCCCACCAUCCCUUUAAAGCUUGUCGCUGACUUGAUCAGAUGGCUUAUGGUGUGACGAAAGCAGCUUUGGACAAGCUCACACUUGUACUUGGUGCAAGUUUCGCUGGGAGGGGUAUCCCGAUCCGGGUGAACGCGGUGCAGCCUGGCGCGUUUGUGUCGCAGAUACUGAGUGCUGAAUUCUUGGAGAUGCUCAAGACAAAGCCAGCACCUGGCUUUUUGGCGCCGAUACCUGCCAGGAGGCAUGGGACUGAUGCAGAGAUUGGGGCAACGGCGAUCUACCUGGCAGUAUCGGACUAUACCAACGGGGCGAUUUUGUGUAUUGAUGGAGGAGCGUCGCUGGUAAAUCCUUGAAUGUGCGACUACCGAAAUACAUUACCCUUUUUUCCCCCUCCUCCUUGAAGGUAGUUAAUCAAGCGAUCCUUAUGGGGUCGUGCAACUCCACUGAAGACGAAUUAGCAGCAUUCAGCUCACGGAGAAAUACUAUCAUCAGCGUUUCCUUCGGUCGAGGACUUUGGCCUAGAUGGAUUGAUAAGAAACGA
Messenger RNA from Desarmillaria tabescens, 804 nucleotides. RefSeq lists its product as uncharacterized. NCBI's taxonomy places the organism in Eukaryota, Fungi, Basidiomycota, Agaricomycetes, Agaricales, Physalacriaceae. The record is from RefSeq and is a predicted model, not a curated record. The coding region runs from base 305 to 616 and encodes 103 amino acids. The transcript is spliced from 2 exons.